This is a messenger RNA of Geosmithia morbida, 2034 nucleotides long. RefSeq names its product Ankyrin repeat. Bases 1 to 2034 code for a protein of 677 amino acids. The record is from RefSeq and is a predicted model, not a curated record. Gene Ontology annotation, molecular function: protein binding. Gene Ontology annotation, biological process: protein localization to ciliary inversin compartment. Gene Ontology annotation, cellular component: ciliary inversin compartment. Lineage: Eukaryota; Fungi; Ascomycota; Sordariomycetes; Hypocreales; Bionectriaceae. The transcript is spliced from 4 exons.
AUGGCCGAGACUGGCCGUCCGUCGCUGUGGGACUCGUCCUCCCUGCGUAAGCUGACACGGCUCUACGAGUACACGCUGCUCGAUCUCGAUACCAUCCUUACCGCCAUCUGGCACUAUUGCCCCAACAAGGGAGCCAAGCCUAGUCCCGAAUCAGCCAACAAGAAGCUCAAAGCACUUCUCGACAAGCAGCCGAGAUGGACAAGGCCCGGAAACGAGGAAGACGUGGAGGUACGCUAUGAGCAGUACCGCCAAUCAUACGCCGCGACCGCUGCCGCUUCCCCCGACUUUGCUGUCAGCUCAUCCGAGUCCCCUCGAGCUCAGGAAUGGGAUGGCUGCUAUCUACCCCUGGAUUCCUGUACAUCCGAACCUCAGCAGCAUGGCCGGGAGGCGUCUCGUGCCUUCGUCGACGCUGACCCAUUCUCGCCCUCGACCAUCGCGCGCACGGCUACCAACCUCUCCGACUCCACAGAUGUUUCAACUGGCUCUCGGGAACUGUUCUCCGGUCAUUCUAGCAGGUGCAUCCACAUCGUCAAGAGGCUUAUCAAGCGUUUGACCAUCCAUGCCACGAGCGACUUCAAGGUGCCCACUUCUGGCUCAAGUCCCUUCACCAGCUGGACUUCUGAUCCAGACGCUGCACACCCCUUGACCACGGUGCUGCCCCCCCUCCCCGGUGACUUCCUCCUCAUCGACUUCCACAAGUUCCAGAAGGCCUACUGCUUCUCCCAACCGCAGAGAUGCCAUAUGCCAACGUGCAUCUGCCGCGCCCUGACCGAGAAUCUGAACCUGGCCUGGGUUGGACAAGACGGGCCCACACCCCUUGCUCGAGAGAUUCUCAAUGGCCGUUUCUCUUCGGUCCAGCCCGACUCUAGGGAUGUGUUUGGCAACACGCCGCUCCAUCUUUUGGCCGUACGAGGGCGCUCAGAGGUCCUCCUCCAUGCCGUGCGCCACCAACGGUUUGCCGAUUUCCUCGGCGCCGCCAAUACUGCCGGUCAGACAUUCCUGCACACGCUCCAUCCCGGCUGGUUCGCGCAGGCGUCCAACAUAUACGCGUUGCUGGAUGCCCUCACGGCGCUGCCGCAUCUUCCCUCCGACAGCCGGCUUGACCUUUCAGCCCGCGACCACUUCGCAACUCGGUACUCGCUCAUCAACGCCUGCCGCUCCCGAGACGCCCUAGGCGUGGUGCCGUUGGCUUUCCCGAUAGACCGCGUGUCCUCUUCCCAGAAUCCGGAGUACGCAUACAACGACCUCAUAAAGGUCGUCACACAUGCCUCCCAGAACCCCCAUAUUCAAGAUGACCACGGCCGCAACGGACUGCACUGCCUGGCCGCUGCGCCAAUGUGCCCCGGGAGCUAUCUAGCCAGGAGAGACAGGAUAGACCUACUGCCGCCCGCCGCGAGAAGCGGUGGCAGCUUCGGGAGGGCCAAGGCCGCAGCUCCCCAGGAGGAAGAGAUCCACAAAUCAUUCUACCUUGACGACUCGAGCCAACCGGUCCUCACCCUUCGGAUGAACACGGCCAGCAGCCUGUUGGAUGCCAAGGUAGACGUCAACGAUCACGACGCCGACGGGAACACGCCUCUCAUGGCCUUUUGCGCGGAACUUCCCGAGGACGGCGACGACAAGGUCGGCAGGGAGACCAUCAGGCUGCUCGUCACUCAGGGCGGCGCCAACGUCAACGCCCGCAACCGCCGCGGCGAGACGGCCCUGCACGUCGCCGUCCGCUGCGGCCGCAAGCUCGCCGUCAGGGAGCUCGUCGACCUGGGCGCCAACGUCCACUGCCGCGACGCCGACGGGAGGGGCCUGCUCGCCCUCGCAGACGUCAAGAUAGCCGGCGCCGGGGAGGGGCCCCACCCGUUCCUCUCCCACAGGAGCCCCUCCUCGCCUCCGUCGCCGGCAACUAUGCGCAUGCCGUUUGCCUACGCCCACUACCAGGCCUGCAGGGCGUAUCUGAGCAAGCCCCGUGGCAUCAGUGCUGCGCAGCAGAUUGCCGUCCAGCAUCCGUCGUUGGGGCAAGAAUGGGGGAUGUAUGUGCUUUAG